Lactuca saligna is the source of this 2902-nucleotide messenger RNA. NCBI's taxonomy places the organism in Eukaryota, Viridiplantae, Streptophyta, Magnoliopsida, Asterales, Asteraceae. The record is from the annotation of a GenBank genome assembly.
AUGUAUAAGAUGAUCCCACGUCUAGAUACUUCAGAAUAUGAACUUAGGAAAGAAAUGAAGAUCUUCCAAGGCUUCUUUCCAUUGGUUCUACUUACUUUAGUUUUUACAUCAAGAUCAGUUCAGGGGCAGGAUGAUCAAGAUCAAUCAGGCUUCAUAAGCAUAGACUGUGGGAUUGUCAAAGGCUCAACAUACACAGAUAAUCAAACAAACAUCAACUAUGUAUCAGAUGCUGACUUCAUCGAUAGUGGCGAGAUCCAUAACAUAUUGCCCAUAUACAACUCCUUCACCCUUGAUACACAGCUUACCACCCUCAAAAGUUUUCCACAAAACACAAGAAACUGUUACACCCUAAAACCAACCCAAGGAAAGGGUAAUAGGUAUCUGAUUCGAGCAAGGUUUAUGUAUGGGAAUUAUGACUUCAAUGGCAUGCUUCCAGAGUUCGAUGUCUAUCUUGGACCUGAUUACUGGGAUACAAUGAAAUUUAACUCGUCAUCUAAACCAGUAAACAUGGAGAUCAUACAUGCCCCCUCAUCAGAUUACAUACAUGUUUGUCUUGUAAAUACAGGUCGUGGAACUCCUUUCAUAUCAGCCAUAGAAUUAAGACCUUUGGCAAACAACAUGUAUGAAGAAACUAGUCUCGGAUCAAUGUACCUUUUUGCACGUGUAAAUUUUGGAACUUCAUUUGGAACAGUAAGGUAUAAAGAUGACAAGUAUGAUCGACUAUGGAGUCCAAUUAGUUGGGCUAAUAGUACGUACUUAUACACAUUUGACAGAGUGUCAGCGUUUCUUUUCACAACCAUUGAUCCACCAUCUGAUGUCAUGACUACUGCCAUCACACCAAGAUACCCAAUGGAGUCAUUUAAGAUAGGGUGGACUCCUGAUAAUGUCACAGAUACGUUUCUCAUAUACACACACUUUGCUGAGAUUGAAAUACUGAAAAAGAACCAGAGAAGACAAUUCAACAUUUACCUAAAUGGGAGCCUCUGGUAUGGAAAUUUCUCUCCAAAAAAUCACACAACAACCACUAUCUACAGCACUGAACCUGAGAUAGUAGCACCCACGUAUACACUCACUAUAAACAAAACAAAAAACUCAACCCUUCCUCCCAUCAUCAAUGCUCUUGAGGUUUACGUAUUGAAGCAGCUCCCACAAAGGCAAACAGAUGAUCGAGAUGCUGCUGCGAUGUGGAGCAUUAAGUCGACUUACAUAAUUACAAGACACUGGCAAGGUGAUCCAUGUGCUCCACAGGAGUUUGUUUGGGAGGGCAUCAGAUGCAGCUACAAUGACACAAAGUCUUAUAGGAUAACAUUCUUGAACUUGUCUAGCAGCGGACUGAAUGGAGGAAUAGAUCCAGGAUUUGCUAAUCUCACAAUGAUAGAGACCUUGGAUUUGUCAAACAAUAACUUAACAGGAGCUGUGCCUAAUUUUCUCUCUGGAAUGAACUUCCUCAAGGUCCUAAAUUUAAAAGGAAACAAUUUCAUUGGGCCAGUUCCAGCACAGCUCCUAGAAAAGUCAAACAAAGGAUUAUUGUCAUUGAGUUUUGAUGGAGAGAGCACUGGUGAUAGUUUAAGUUCUUGUGUCAUGAAUCGUUGUAAAAACACCAAGGAUAACAAAAUCGUUGUUCCAAUAAUAGCAUCUGCCGCAUCACUCUUGGUGAUCUUGAUUGCAGUAUUCAUGGCGAUAUGGAUUAUUAGAAAGCAAAAAACAAGCGACAAAAGGAAGAUAGGCACUGGGAUGCAAAUAAGAAAACAACAAUACGCAUACUCAGAGGUACAAAGCAUCACCGAUAACUUCAAUCAUGUUAUUGGGAAAGGAGGAUUUGGAACUGUUUACCAUGGGAAUAUCAAUGAUACAGAAGUCGCUGUUAAGAUGCUUUCAGAAUCAUCGCUCCAAGGGGACAAAGAAUUCCAGGCUGAGGCCAAUCUUCUCCUGAGUGUUCAUCAUAAGAACUUAAUUUCGCUUGUUGGGUACUGCAAUGAAGGCAACGAGAAGGGAAUCAUUUACGAGUACAUGGCUCAUGGAAACUUAGAAAGGCAUCUAUUUGAUACGAGUUCAAGUGUCUUGAAUUGGGAAGAAAGACUACAAAUAGGAUGUGAUGCAGCACAUGGGUUGGAGUACUUGCAUCAUGGGUGCAAACCACCAAUAGUCCACAGAGAUGUCAAGUGUAACAACAUCUUACUGAAUGAAACUUUUCAGGCUAAACUAGCAGACUUUGGGUUGUCCAAAGCUUUUCCAACCGAAGGUGGUACCCAUAUUUCAACAGCAGUUGCUGGGACUCCUGGAUACCUCGAUCCUGAGUAUUACACGUCAAACAGGUUAACUGAGAAAAGCGACGUUUAUAGCUUUGGGAUUGUGCUUCUGGUUAUAAUUACGGGAGAGCCGGCGAUAACAAAAUAUGAGAAGGACAACAUCCACAUAUGUCGGUGGGUCAAUCUAAAGCUCGCAGAAGGGGACAUGAAAAACAUUGUUGAUCCGAGGUUAGUGGGUGAUUUUGACAUCAAUUCAGCAUGGAAGGCAGUGGAAUUGGCAAUGGCGUGUGUUUCCCACACGCCCAGCAGAAGACCAACGAUGAAUGAAGUGGUGAUGGAGUUGAGUGACUGUUUGGUGAUAGAGAGAGCUCGUCAGAAGACGAAACCAAACGAAUUAACUGCACUCAAUUCUCUUAAUAUGGAGAGUUCGUAUGGUCCGAAUCCAAGAUAGUGAAUGUAUUCAUUCAGAACACAUUUUUAUGUGAUAUUAUUCUGAUCGAUGCUUAUUUUGGUUGGGGGUUUUAAAUGGUGUUGCCUUCUAGAAUGAGAGAUAAGAUUGCACUAGCUUAGCUUGUUUUGACUUGAGUCGUUGUGCGUAAUAAGUGUAGCAAAGUGAUUACUUGCACCCUUGAAAUAUGUGUUCUUGUAGUUGG